Molecule: messenger RNA, 876 nt
Organism: Moneuplotes crassus
Lineage: Eukaryota; Ciliophora; Spirotrichea; Euplotida; Euplotidae
Source: the annotation of a GenBank genome assembly
AUUUUUCAAUGGAGUUCUCUUCAUCAAAGUACUCUGAGAACAUCAGCAGCGAUGAAGACCUCGAAGAGGUCUUCGUCCAGAAGCAGCUGAGUGAAGAAACUUUUGGCAGAAAACAAGGCUUUAAACAUAAGGAUAGGAUGAAGUUUGAAAAUGAACCUACUGAUAUCAAAGAAGUCAAAUUUUUACCUAAUGUUGAGCGUGGUAGGAUGUUCAUCAGCGAACCUGAGCUACAGAGAUACCUCAAAAAUAACAAAUAAGUUCCAGUUUUUCCAUCUUCAAAGAAUCCAUAAGAAACAUAUGGAGUACUCUGGAGAGGAGACUUCUGUCCAAAACCAUGCUGACGGAGAUCAACAGAAUGAAGGAACUACUUUAAGCGCUAAUAAAAUCCAUAAUUCUGAGAGGAAUAAAUCGAAAAUGGACAUUAUCAAUCAGACAUUUGACCAACUCAAAUAAGAUCUCUGCUAGCAGUACGGCCCUGGAAUCCUUAACUCACGAUCUGAAGUUGCAACGGAGUAACAAUAGGAUCAUUGAGCAUGAUGCUAAAAAUAUGAUAGAUCAUAAAAAUGAAGAACUAAAGGAGCUAACAAUGGUAUUUUAUGAGAAAGAUAGAGUCAUUGAUAAAAUGGACAAAAGUAUAACUCAUCAUAAAGGUUUAUCAAAGAGGUAUGAGAGUGAGUGAGAAGAACUGAGAAAGGAAAUUGAUAGAUUGAGGGAAGAAAUGAGUUUGAGAGAUGAUGAAAUGGAAAUAAGAAUGGGACAUUUAAGAAAAGAACUAAAGGAUGAAAAGCGUAGAUAUAAACAAGCAGUCCUGACCCCAAAUUCUAGCUAAUCACCCUAAUACAACCAAUUAUCCACCUUAUUACAUCCAAAAAUGUC